AUGAGUGAUCCCAAGUAUGCUUAUCCUCACCCUGCUCAAGGUUAUUAUCCUCCCGUGGCGGCACCUCCAAAUGUUCCUCCACCUCCCCGGAGAAAGCAUGGGUUCCGUAAAGGAUGCCUUGCAGCUUUGCGUUUUUGCUGCCUUAUUGGCGAUUGUUGCUUGGACGCCGGCGACAUUUUUAGUGGCUGA
Dovyalis caffra is the source of this 189-nucleotide messenger RNA. The record is from the annotation of a GenBank genome assembly. NCBI's taxonomy places the organism in Eukaryota, Viridiplantae, Streptophyta, Magnoliopsida, Malpighiales, Salicaceae.